Sparassis crispa is the source of this 1065-nucleotide messenger RNA. Its product is annotated as Dehydrogenase azaJ. The transcript is spliced from 7 exons. Lineage: Eukaryota; Fungi; Basidiomycota; Agaricomycetes; Polyporales; Sparassidaceae. The record is from RefSeq and is a predicted model, not a curated record. Bases 1 to 1065 code for a protein of 354 amino acids. Gene Ontology annotation, molecular function: oxidoreductase activity, acting on NAD(P)H.
AUGGGUCAAUUAUCCAAGCUUGGGAGCGGUCCGUUUGUCAUCCGAGCCGUCGACAUACCGACCGCCGGCUUUGGCGAGUUGCUUGUGAAAGUCGAAUCUUCCGCCUUAAACCCCGUAGAUUGGAAGAUCCAAACGCGCGGCAUCUUUAUCACAGAGUAUCCUGCUGUCCUAGGCCUGGAUGCUGCUGGUAUUGUGGUAGGGUUCGGCAGGGGAGUAUCUGGAUUCGCUAUCGGUGACAGAGUGUUUACCGAGGGCGCAUUCGAUAACGCUCAUGCCACCUUCCAGCAAUAUAUUCUUGCUGACGCUGACAUCACAGCCAAGAUUCCGUACAAGCUUUCUUUUGAUGACGCUGCAGCACUCCCAGUGAGCGUGGUGACAGCAGCGCUUGGUCUAUUCAAUCGAGAUGAUCCCGCCAGCAGCGCGGCUCUAUUCCCGCCGUGGGAAAGGGGUGGACGAGGGAAGUAUGCAGGAAAGCCGAUGAUGAUCUUCGGUGGUACUACUUCAGUGGGUCAAAUCGUGAUUCAGUUGACCAAGCUCUCUGGCUUCUCUCCCAUCAUAGUCACUGCGUCUCUUCACAAUGCCAAGCUCCUGAAAUCCUAUGGCGCGACGCACGUCCUCGACCGCAGGCUGUCUGCCUCAGAACUCCGAUCUGCCGUUACCGACAUAACGUCAUUACCUGUCAAGACAGUAUAUGAUGCGGUCGGUUUGCGCGAUACACAGAACGCCGCGUAUGAUAUCCUCGCACCCAGUGGAACCCUCGUAGUCGUCCUCGACGAUGCAGUGGAUCCUUCGAAGAAGACUCCGGAGAAGAAGAUCGUGCGCGCGGAAGGAGACACUUACGCCGUUGAGAACCGCAGGACGAGCGCAAGCCUAUUCGGGCAGCUGACGUCUUUGCUGGAACGGGGUUUGAUCAAGCCGAAUCGUGUUGAGGUAUUGCCUAGUGGGUUGGCGGGGAUCCCUGAAGGGUUAGAGCGGCUCAGUAAUAAUGAGCAUCCACCGGACGCACUGUACACGGUCUUCUUCCACAUCGACUUUCGUAAUUGUUGCGACUAUCCAUGGACCUAG